AUGGUGGUCCUUUCACGAACCGCACUUUGCUUGCUGCCGAUGUCACUCGUGGUGGUUGCCUACCGGCCGCCGCCGAGACCCCGAGCCAAGUCGUCGAGAGACAAGGGCCUCUCCGAGAGGCAGCGGCUGCAGAGUCCUGGAGUGAUCUACGCUGCUGUGAAUCAGACGGCCUCCAUCUCCUCGUCUUUGCGAAAUCUCCUUCCCGCUUGGAGCGGCGAGUCCUUAGCGGAGCUCCUGGCCUUGGGUGCCGUGUAUUACAUGCCCCCGGAGGGAUACCGUUUCGAGCGGCUGGGCAGCACGCUGCUUCCGGUGCAAUGUGAUCAGAGGCAAUUGGUACAGGAGACGAUGGUCGAGCGUGGUGGGGAGCUGCGGGUGCAUACUGAGCCAAAGCGAUAUCGCAGAUGCUCUGCGGAAGGCUGCGAUUGGGCCGACCGUUUGCUGUAUGUCAGCCCGGAAUAUGUUGUCGUGGACAAGCCUGCCGGCGUGCCCUGCGCACCUCACGUUAGUAAUGGUCGAGACUUGUACCAACAGGCUGCGGAGCGAUUCAGAAAGCUGCUCUGUGACGGACAAGUGACGAAGCGCUAUCGAGCCGUCGUUAAAUCGGGCGUGAAGGCGAAGGUGGACGGGUUGUUGGAGCACUGGCUCUCGGAUGCAGUCUUUGGCAGGCCUGCGCCGCGCCUUGUUGCUCCUUUGAGUGCUCCGGUGCAAGACAGCCGGCACAAGUGGAGGAAGGCCCGGACGACAAUUCUGUCAACAACAUCGGUAGAGGAUGGGUCGCAGGAGAUGCUUCUGGAUCUUCACACUGGCAGGACUCACCAGAUUCGUGCUCAGCUCGCAGCAAUCGGUGCGCCUGUUGUCAACGACGGCCUUUACAGCCCUAUGACCAAUUUCCUUUGGCGUGGACCCUGCGAUGACGAGGCAGAUGCCGUUCCAGGUUACCUUGACGACGAACUCGACCAAGGUGCCGCCGAGCGCCCGGAACUCGGUGGUGCCUCUUUGCAGCCUGGUCCGUGGCAUGGUGCCGAGCGACAAGAAGGCAAGGGGCCAAGCAUAGGUUUCAAGACCGAAAGCACCAUCGUGGCGGUUUUCUGUCCGGAAAGGGGCAUCAGAGCGGAGACGCUGAGGACCUUCUUCGCUCAGCAAAGCUGGCUGGACCAGAGGCUGGCCAAGAAAAAGGAGCAGCAGCGGCAGAAGCGCGAGGAGGAGAAAAGCCGAAUAGGUCGAUUUGCCUCCUGGUUCGGGUGGAAGAAGGAGGUGAUUGAAGAAGCCUGGUGCCGAGUCAAGCCUGGCCUGCUAUCGCCCUUCGUCUCUCUCCAUACCUCCCCAAGCCCCAAAAUCUGUAUACCGAAAAUAGGGGGCCCUAAUAUAGUACCCUGGAUAGUAGGAUCCUGA
Symbiodinium sp. CCMP2456 is the source of this 1392-nucleotide messenger RNA. Lineage: Eukaryota; Dinophyceae; Suessiales; Symbiodiniaceae. The record is from the annotation of a GenBank genome assembly.